AUGCAUCUUCCACCUUCAAAAUGGCUUAUUUAUAUGGAUGUUCCAAAACUCAGCUCAAAAGCAAUAAAUGUAACCGUUGUCAAAGAAUUGUUGAAUCAACCAAAGAGCAUCGUCGACAUGCCAAUUUUUGAAACGGAUCGAGGAUUUCUUCAUUAUACAACUUUUCUAUGCAUGGCCGUGAGGAACAGAGACGAGAAAUUGAUAGACUAUUUGAUUCACCGAGGAGCCAAUGUAAAUGAGUCUUCAGCUGAUAAGGAUGAAACGCCUGUGUUUAUAGCAGCCAAAAACGGAGACACCAAAGUGUUCAAAAAAUUUUAUCACCUGGGUGCUUAUAUUGAUUCGAGACCAUUAUGGGAUUUGCCACCGUUCUUGAUGGCUGCUCAUUGUGGACACUUUGAAAUCAUAAAGUACCUGAUUCAACAAGGCUUUGAUGUAAAUAAAACCGAUCCAGACUAUGGCACUAGCCUAUUGCACCACGCUGCUGCUAGUCCAAACACUGAAUUAGUAGAAUUUUUGCUGGACAAUAACGCAGAAAUUGACGCCAAGAGCGUUAAAGGCGAAACUCCGCUCGUGUAUGCUAUCCUCCACGGAAGAAUCAGCACUGCCAAGUUAUUAUUAGCGAGAGGGGCUGGUAUUUACAGCGUUCGGAGCUCUAUCAGCGAAUCUACGCUAAUGCACGACGUUCAUAAUAAACAAUUCUAUCUUAAAAAUUUAUUGAGUUUAGACGAGCCGGAGACUGAUAUUAAUAUUCUCAAUAAAGCAGGACAGACCAUUCUCCAUUAUAAAUAUUCAACCGGCUGUAGAGGGGAAAAUAGUUACAUUAUUCUCGAUGCUGGCGUUGACGUUAACGCUCGAGAUUCAGAGGGUCAACUUGCUAUUAAUUGUAUUCAGACUGAUGGAGAAAAUACCGAUCGGUUCGUUGUUAAAUCUCACAUUAUCAAGUUAUUAUUAGCUGGGUUAACAGUUUGUGAAGGAAAUCGACAAGCUAUUAAAGAGUCCCUUGAUGAAAAUCAACAAGUUAUAAAAUUCUAUCAGAAAGAUAACGUUCUGAAAGAGCUCGAAGAAAUGAAAGUUAAUAAAAUCGGUGUGAGUAAUAUCACAUUUUUUAAUGCUUUACACAUGAGUUUUCAUUAUUUAGCAAUCCGCUUAAAAUUUGCGGGUUUGGAUCAAGUUAUCAGUGAAAAAAAAUUAAAGACUGUGUAUCCGUUUUACGGAGGAAUGCUCUUUUACAAAUUGUCCAAGGUUCGGCGAAGAAUAAAAUACUUGGAAGAAGUCGAAAAAUGUGUUGAAGGAAUAUUAUGGGAUUUAGGACUUCCGUCGACUUUUAUCAGAGAAUUAUGGUCUUAUUUCAAUAAUAUCGAGUUGAAUAAAUUAAUGAUGCAUAAAAACGAUAAUUUUAUUAGAUUUUUGUAA
This is a messenger RNA of Cotesia congregata, 1413 nucleotides long. The record is from the annotation of a GenBank genome assembly. NCBI's taxonomy places the organism in Eukaryota, Metazoa, Arthropoda, Insecta, Hymenoptera, Braconidae.